GCAAAUACAAAAAAUAUUGGAAUGCUUGAUUGUAAUUAUCUUAAUUAGUAUAGUAUCUAAACAAUACUUAUCGGAAAGUAAUCAUGUGGAAAAACAACUUUAAUUGAGACGCUUUCUGGUCAUCUAAACAAAGGUCUUUCUUAAUACUGGAGUUCCAAAGAAUUUGGAGUAUCAAAUAUUGAUUUAUAGUUUCAAGAAUUUGUUACAGAAGAAAUUGAUGAAAGAUUCAUCUUGGAGAUUUCAUAAUCAGACUAUCCAAUAAUAGUCAUAUUGACUUUUGAUAUAAACGAUCCUUCCAGCUUUGAUGAGAUUGUAAACAAUUAUUGCAUUAUGUAAAUGCUUAAGACAAUUGGAGUAUCUUAAGGAAGAUUUAUCCUCUUAGGAGCAAAGCAUGAUCUUAAAAAUGAAGUUUAAGAUUAAGAAAUUUCACACUUCUUAAGUUCGUAAUAAUACAAUCUUUCAUACUAAUGUGUAUCAGCUAAAAAUAAUAAAGGAAUAAAGGAACUUAAAUAGUCUCUUUUUAAUUUAGCUAAAUAGUAAAUAGCAUAAAUAAUCCCAAAUACUUCAACUGGAUCUAAGUGGUAGUCUAUGGAUGAAAAGCUUGAUGAAAGCUACUGGACUUCAAAUUAGAGCUAUAAUAGUUAAAAUAGACAUGUAAAAAUAGCUGAUAGGAGAUCAAAAGAAAUACCUUAAAUAGAGGAGGUUAUGAAUAUUCUUAAUUCCUACAAAAAUAAUUAUUUCGACAAUUAGUUAGAUAGCAGUUAUUAACAUGAAGAACAAUCAUUAAGCAGUUAAUAUGAGGAGUAUACUGAAACACAGAGUUCAUAAUCUGAGAAGUUGCAUAAUGAGCACAUAAAUUCUAAGGUUUCACAAUAUGGAAUAGAAUGCAAAUAAGAAUUAGAAGAAUAGUAGGAAAAUUUCUAUGAUCUAAUGAACAAAAAGGAGGAAUACUAGUAAGUUAAUGAUUUAGAAUAAGAAGAAAUCUAGGAUAAUACGAUAAAAUAAAUUUGCUAAAAUCCGCUUGAAAAACAAUAAAUGAUAAAUGUUAGCAAACAAAUUUAUGAGGAUGUUGAUUCUUAACAUUAAAAUUGUAGUCCUAGAACAGUAAAUUAAAGUAAAUAAUAAAUUGUUUGCGAAUUAAAACAUGAAUUAAUAUAGAAGUAGCAAACAGAUUUGGAUAGAUAUUUUGAAUAAAUAGGAAGAAAGGCUUAAAGCGUAAACAAAUUCAAUACGAUCAACUCAAAUAGCUCCAUUUCCUCUUCUUAUAGUAGAAUAUAUGAUAAUAAUAAAAAAAAUAAUAUAUAAAAUAGUCAUAGAAGCUAACAGACUUAAUUGGUUGAUAACCAUGAUUCUUCAUGCAAUAGUGAAAAGUGGGAAAUUGGUGUAUUAGAGCAAAUAGACGAAAGCUGUUAAAAUAAAUCAUAAUAAAAUAAUUAGAUUCUUGAGGAUAAAAUUAAAUAAUAAAAUCACCUCUAUCCUAAAAAAGUAUAAUAAUCAUCUGUGAUGUCAGAAACAGGCCGUAAUUUGUAAACUAGUUAUGAUAAAAAAAAUGAAAAGAUAUAUGCCAAUCCACUAAAUAAUCUUACAAACAGAGAACGAUCCAAUUUUUAUUAGAUAAAUUAAUCAGAAAUCGAAAAAGAUUCAUAAGACGAAUCUUUACAAAUCGAUGAUUAAAAAAAUAAUUUAUUUUCAGAAAUGAGUUCAUGUCAGAUCAACCAGAUCCAUUUUCAUCAAAUCCAUUCUCAUAAAUAACACAAAGUAACAUAGUCUUUGUAUUCAGAAAAAGAAAACUCAUUUGAAAACAUUUUUCAAAAGCAGAGAAAUUAAACAGAACUUAAUAAAUCAUAAAUUUACUAAGUUAAAAUAAAUUUAGAAAAGAGCUCUAAAAAUGAUAAAAUUGUUUUUUAAGAAAUUUAAAAUUACAAUAAUAAAAGUAUCAAAAGUGUAAAAAAAUCAAUAACAAAAAAAGAUUAAGAAAGUUCUUCAAAUAAAUCAGAAAAAGAAAAUUUUAGCAAAAAAUAAGAUAAAAAAAAUGAACCAAAUAGCUUUUAAAAGAAAAAAAACACAAAAUAUUUGAUGAGUCUUUGUUUGUAGUUUUAAGAUUAAUAAAUUUAUAUUGAUGUACUUGAAAACGAAUCAUCAUUUGAUAUUGCACACUAAUUCUGUAAAAAAGCUAAUAUCCUUCCAACCAUAAAUCAAAUUAAAAAAUGCUAGAAGAUAAUAUAACAGCAAAUUGAGGAAUAUACAUAAAAUCUUGACAGAAAACUUGAAAGUAUAGAGAGAAAAGUGUUAGAAUAAAAAGAAGAAAAAUUCGAAAGUUUAAUGAAUCAAUUCUUAAAAGAAAAUAAGAAUUUCUUAAUGGAUGUAAACAAUCCUGAUGUUUAUGAUUCUAACUUUAAAUUAAUUUCUAAGCUUAAUUAAAAUUUAUUAUAAAACAAUUUAACUAAAACAACAAAUUUAUUUAAUUAAUAAAAUAAAACAAAAACUCCUACAAAAACCCCAACAAAAUCUCCUUCAAGAACCCCUAAAAUAACUCCUACAAAAGUACCAAAAACAAAUCUAUAUGUCAGAUCUAAAUCACCCACUCCAUUAUUUAAAAGUACUUGCAAAAUUUGA
This is a messenger RNA of Tetrahymena thermophila SB210, 2616 nucleotides long. RefSeq names its product small guanosine triphosphatase family Ras-related in brain (Rab) family protein, putative. The record is from RefSeq and is a predicted model, not a curated record. Lineage: Eukaryota; Ciliophora; Oligohymenophorea; Hymenostomatida; Tetrahymenidae. The transcript is spliced from 4 exons.